AUGUGUGUCGCAGACGUAAUCCACUACAUGUGCAGCAUCUGCAACACCCGUCUAGGAAAACCACGUCGCCGAGUCCUCGAGCAUUGUUCCGCUGUCAUCCUGAACAGCAAGAACCGCCAACACUGCGGCGUCCUCUACGACACGGUUCCUGAACCGUCCGCUGCCGAUCCGGCACUCAAUCAUUCGGGACUCGAGUUUGAAGUCUUGAAAACAGCGUUGGGCUACACUCUCAUCGAGCCACAACACCGUCGUCCUAAGCCAAAGGCGAUUCGAUGCGACUUGUGCGUAGACCAUCUUGGGGAGAAAGAGGCUGAAGUGAGAGAGAAGUGGUGGAGGGCAGAGACAAAGGCACUGGCAGGUACCAGAAAGAACAAACGGCUAAUCCCAGGACCUUCAACUGCGGGGUGGUCUGACAUCUAUCGAUGA
This is a messenger RNA of Colletotrichum lupini, 426 nucleotides long. RefSeq lists its product as uncharacterized. The record is from RefSeq and is a predicted model, not a curated record. Bases 1 to 426 code for a protein of 141 amino acids. NCBI's taxonomy places the organism in Eukaryota, Fungi, Ascomycota, Sordariomycetes, Glomerellales, Glomerellaceae. The transcript has a single exon.